Erythranthe guttata (spotted monkey flower) is the source of this 1899-nucleotide messenger RNA. Lineage: Eukaryota; Viridiplantae; Streptophyta; Magnoliopsida; Lamiales; Phrymaceae. The record is from RefSeq and is a predicted model, not a curated record.
UCAUUUCAUUUUUAUAUAUAAUAAAUAAACAUCAAGAGAGAGAGAGAAAUAACUGAAAAAUCAGAGGUGAGCGGCUAUGGCGGAUGAAUUUCAUCUGGGAAGUGGAAACUGGUGGGAUAGUAAUAAUACAUCAAGAAACAGAUUUGACGGCGGCGCAACGCCACCGGUUUCGAUUUCUACAACGUUAAACUCCAUCGCAAGUUUCGGUUGGCCGACAGAAAUGGUGGAGAUGAAGCCCAGCGGUGGAUCCCAGUUGUUGCAAGGUGGCGCCCAUGAUCAAUCUUCCGCCGCCGCCGCCGCCUGCGGCGGCGGUUUAGCAAACCCUAACUUGCAGAUGAUGGGGUUGGGACUGUCUUCUCAUCAAGGCAUCGAUUGGAACCAAACUUUAUUUAGAGGUGAAAAGGCGGAGAGCAGUUUCCGAUCAAUGCUUGAAGAAGAUAUGAGUUCGAAUACAGCUGGCGGUUUUGAGCAGUCAGGAGCAACUACUCAAGAACAGUGGAGAUCGCAGAAAGUAUAUUCCGAUGGUUCUCCGGCGGCGGCGGAGGAGGAGUCAUCUCUGAAUGAUUACAAGCAAAUUAAUAUUCAUCGGGGUUUCUCGUUGGACGUCCAUCAACACCACCACCACCACCAGCAGCUGCAGUUCAGCCACCAGGCAAGUUCGAACGACAGCACAAUAACGACAUCACAUAAUUUAAACAACUCCGGUAGUACUUUUCCGGUGGAUUCCGCCGCCGCGUACGGCUUGUUGCUGUCGGAAAACCAGCCCAUGAACUAUCAGUACCCGUCUGGCGGCUACGGCGGCGGCGCGUCUGAUAUAAUUCCGUCCUGGAAUAAAUUCCCUCAGUUCUUGAGACAAUCGCCGCCGCCCAAACAACAGCCGCCGCCGCCGGCGUCGUCCGGCAGCCAUUUGCAUUUCACUAACAACGCACCUUUCUGGAAUGCAUCUUCACCGGCUUCCGCCAUGUCCGAGGCGGCUCGCUCGAGCUUUUUUCCGGCGGCCUUACAAACUCAGAUUCCUCCAUCUUUCGAUGAAAAACCAAAGAAGACGUCAGAAGCGCGGGAAUCAAGUACGACGACGAAGAAAAACAACACAGAAACAUCAAAUAAAAGACCGAGAAACGAAACCCCAAAUCCAUUACCAGCUUUUAAGGUGAGGAAAGAGAAGAUGGGAGACAGAAUAACUGCACUUCAACAAUUAGUCUCACCUUUUGGAAAGACUGAUACGGCUUCUGUGCUUUCCGAUGCUAUCGAAUACAUCAAAUUUCUCCACGAACAAAUCAGCGCGUUAAGCGAUCCUUACAUGAAAAAUCCAGCAUCCACACAUCACCACCAGAAAUCUGAAAAAUCAAAGGAUCAAGAAGGGCCACGUCAAGAUCUGAGAAAUCGAGGGCUAUGUUUAGUACCGGUAUCGAGCACUUUUCCGGUGGCUCACGAGACAACGGUUGAUUUUUGGACACCUACAUUUGGAGGAAGCUUCAGAUGAGAAUCUUUUUUUUUUUCUUUUUUUAAUUAUUAAUAUUAUUAAUAAUAAUGAUUUUGAGGCUGAUGAAGGUAACAAGAAAAAGAGAUAAAUGCUGAAAGAGAUGGGGGUGAAAAUGAUGAAAAGGAUAAAAAGACAGGAAAUUUAAAACUUUUGGGCCAUGGUAUUAACAGGCAAAAAGAUGCAGCCCCUGGCCAAGAAUAUUAUUGUUAGCUAGGGACCAAUAUAGUAUUAUUGUAUGCAAAUAUUAGUUAUCAAAUAAUUGAAGAAUUAUGAUUAAAGGGUUGGUUAGGAAUUAAAUACAUAUUAUUUAUUAGUUUAGAGAUCAAUUUUGUUCUUGUUUGUAGCUCAUGAUGUUUAUCACAAUGAAAUAGAAUAGAAAGUAGCUAGGUUUUGGUGUAUGUAUAUUAUUUUGCAUA